AUGUCAUGUGUCUCUGACGCGAUUUCCGAUGUGAAGAUCCGAACGCUGGCACAGCGCUUGUAUACCGCGCCGUGUCUGUCUCUGACGCUUGCUCUCAACCACCCUCUUCCCCAGUCUCUGUUGACAUCAAACCUCCGAAAGCCUUCAAUGCAAUGCUGUAUGUCCGGACAGACUGCGCACGCCGCGAGGUACGCCACCUAUGAGAAUGUCGAGGGUCGUCUGGUCAACCGUGGUAUCGGCGACAACGUGACGGUCUGCCCCCACUGCGGCAAGGAUAACGUCAAGGACGCCUCGGUUUGUGCGUACUGCGACAAAUCUAUGUAA
This is a messenger RNA of Dacryopinax primogenitus, 324 nucleotides long. RefSeq lists its product as uncharacterized. Lineage: Eukaryota; Fungi; Basidiomycota; Dacrymycetes; Dacrymycetales; Dacrymycetaceae. The transcript has 3 exons. Bases 1 to 324 code for a protein of 107 amino acids. The record is from RefSeq and is a predicted model, not a curated record.